Messenger RNA from Microstroma glucosiphilum, 1453 nucleotides. Its product is annotated as FMN-dependent alpha-hydroxy acid dehydrogenase. The record is from RefSeq and is a predicted model, not a curated record. Gene Ontology annotation, molecular function: oxidoreductase activity; FMN binding. The transcript has 4 exons. NCBI's taxonomy places the organism in Eukaryota, Fungi, Basidiomycota, Exobasidiomycetes, Microstromatales, Microstromataceae. Bases 42 to 1286 code for a protein of 414 amino acids.
UCUCCCUGACUUCUUCUCCUCUCUCCACUUCGUACGCGAAGAUGAACAAAGCCCAAUACAUGCGCGAAAUCUACCUCGGGGGCACGCAAGGUGUCGCCCCUCCCUUUACCACCUCCACAGGGAAGCUCCUCGAGGAGCAGGCAAAGGAGAAGCUUACACCCGAGGCGUACGGGUAUGUGGCUGGUGGAGCUAGUAGUGAGACUACGAUUGCGAAUAAUAGAAAGGCGCUGGAUGACUGGAGGAUUGUACCAUCAAUGCUCGGCGGAGUAGAUGUGUCCUCCUUCGACUCCUCCGUGACCCUCUUCGGCAAGACCUACCCCACCCCACUCGUGAUCUGCCCCAUCGGCGUGCACUCGCAGUUGAACAAAGAAGAGGCCGACAUCGCUACUGCCCGCGCCGCCUCUUCUCUUGGCGUGCCCUUUACGCUCAGCUCAGCGGGAGAUCGCUCGAUCGAGGAAGUGCAGAGUGCGGUGGAGUUUGAUGAAGAAGAGGAGGGGAAUGAGGCAUGGUACCAGCUUUAUUGGCCCUCGGACGAUAAGCUCACCGAGAGUCUGCUGACCAGGGCUAAGAAGGCGGGGUACAAGGCGCUAGUGGUGACACUAGACACUUGGGCACUGGGUUGGAGACCGAGGGAUCUGGAUACGGCAUACAAUCCUUUCCUCAGAGGCCAAGGCAUCGCGCAGCUUGCCUCCGACCCCUACUUCAUCGAGACGUACUGCGACGGUAAAGACCCCCGUCGCUCAGACAUUACCAAAGAGGAGAUCCUCCAGGUAAGCGCAACCGCCGUUUCUCUGCUCAACCCAGGCAUUUCUCGCUCCUGGGCUGAGCUGCCUCUACUCCGCAAGAUCUGGGGCGAUGAGAGGCCCAUCCUGCUCAAGGGAAUCCAGUCGGUAGCUGAUGCUCGACGGGCGCUGGAUGAUACGGAGAGUAGGAUUGAUGGCAUCUGGGUGUCGAACCACGGUGGUAGACAGGUGGAUGGAGCCAUUGGUGCCUUGCAAGCUUUGCCUGCUAUUAGUAAUCUGUGCAGACAGAGGGGCAAGACGGUCAUCUUUGACAGUGGGAUCAGGACGGGCAGUGAUGUUAUCAAGGCUUUGGCCUUAGGCGCCCAUGCGGUUGGCAUCGGCCGUCCAUAUGCAUACGGUCUCGGCAUCGGUGGGUCAGAGGGUGUGAGCAAUGUGCUGCGAGGCAUCUUGGCCGACAUGGAGCUCAAUGCUGCUCUGUGCGGCUGCAAGAGUGUCAAGGAGAUUGGCAGAGACAUGCUCGUGCGAAGUGGUGAGAAGCUGUGAGGUUGUGAUGCUGGGAGGGGGAAGCUGUAAGUAGGAACAUGAGGUUGGAGAGUGUAUCUUGUACCCGCCGCUGCAUCUCAAUGUAUCUUUAGCUGGGCGACGACGAGGAAGCUUCGGACUGAUUGUCGAGAUGGCACCUCACCCAACUCGGGAUCAACGACGAUAGC